GCCCCCAACCGCCGCCGCCCCCGCCCCCGGCCUGCCCGUCAGCGAGCGGGCGAGCGGCCUCCGCGCCCGGCCUCCGUGAGGGGGGCGUCCAGCCGGACCCUGAGCCUCGCCCUCUCGCGUUGCGGCCGACCGCGCCUCCUCGGCCGCCUGCCCGGCAUGAAGACCAAGUUCUGCAACGGGGGCGAGGCGGAGCCCUCGCCGCUCGGACUGCUGCUGAGCUGCGGCAGCGGCAGCGGCAGCGCGGCCCCGGCGCCCGGCGUGGGGCAGCAGCGCGACGCCGCCAGUGACCUCGAGCCCAAGCAGCUGGGCGGGCGGCAGCCGCAGCUCGCGCUGCCCCCGCCGCCGCCGCCGCCGCUGCCGCUGCCCCCGCCGCCGCCGGCCGACGAUCAGCCCGAGCCCAGGACGCGGCGCAGGGCCUAUCUGUGGUGCAAGGAGUUCCUAUCCGGCGCCUGGCGGGGCCUUCGCGAGGACCAGUUCCACAUCAGUGUCAUCAGAGGUGGCCUCAGUAACAUGCUGUUCCAGUGCUCCUUACCCGACACUCUGGCCACCGUUGGUGACGAGCCUCGGAAGGUGCUCCUGCGGCUUUAUGGCGCGAUUCUAAAGAUGCGGUCCUGUAAUAAGGAGGGAUCCGAACAAGCUCAGAAAGACAAUGAAUUUCAAGGCGCCGAGGCCAUGGUUCUGGAGAGCGUUAUGUUUGCCAUCCUCGCAGAGAGGUCGCUGGGGCCAAAGCUCUUUGGCAUCUUCCCCCAAGGCCGCCUGGAGCAGUUUAUCCCGAGCCGGCGAUUAGAAACUGAAGAAUUAAGUUUGCCAGAUAUUUCCGCAGAAAUAGCUGAGAAAAUGGCCAGAUUUCAUGGUAUGAAAAUGCCAUUCAAUAAGGAACCAAAAUGGCUUUUUGGAACAAUGGAAAAAUACCUGAAUCAAGUGCUGAGAAUUAAAUUUACCGGGGAAUCCAAAGUUAAGCAGCUCCACAAAUUCCUCAGUUACAACCUGCCUUUGGAACUAGAAAACCUGAGAUCACUACUUGAAUCCACUCCAUCUCCAGUCGUGUUUUGUCACAAUGACUGUCAGGAAGGUAAUAUCUUGUUGCUGGAAGGCAGGGAGACUUCUGAAAACCAGAAACUGAUGCUCAUCGACUUUGAAUACAGCAGUUACAACUACAGGGGAUUCGACAUUGGGAAUCAUUUCUGUGAAUGGAUGUACGAUUAUAAUUAUGAAAAGUACCCUUUUUUCAGAGCAAACAUCCUGAAGUAUCCCACCAGGAAGCAACAGCUCCAUUUCAUUUCCAAUUACUUGGCUGCAUUCCAAAAUGAAUUUGAAAACCUCACUAAUGAAGAAAAGUCCGUUAUAGAAGAAGAAAUGUUGCUUGAAGUCAAUAGGUUUGCCCUUGCGUCCCAUUUCUUCUGGGGACUUUGGUCCAUCGUACAGGCCAAGAUUUCAUCCAUUGAAUUUGGGUACAUGGAGUAUGCCCAAGCCAGGUUCGAUGCCUAUUUCGACCAGAAGAGGAAGCUUGGGGAGUGACUGGGGAGGCCCGCCUGUGCUGCAUCCCUGGACUGCGCGGGGGCGGCCAAGCCCGAGGGUCCCUCUGUGCUCCGACUACUGUACCUGCAGCAGGAAGGCUCGGACGUCUCGCUGCCGAACACAGAUGUGUAUGAUACGAAAGACUGUAUUAAAAUUGAGGAACAUUUA
Messenger RNA from Eubalaena glacialis (North Atlantic right whale), 1686 nucleotides. It is a transcript of the gene CHKA, whose product is annotated as choline kinase alpha. Lineage: Eukaryota; Metazoa; Chordata; Mammalia; Artiodactyla; Balaenidae. The record is from RefSeq and is a predicted model, not a curated record. Gene Ontology annotation, molecular function: choline kinase activity; ethanolamine kinase activity. Gene Ontology annotation, biological process: phosphatidylethanolamine biosynthetic process; CDP-choline pathway. Bases 157 to 1518 code for a protein of 453 amino acids. The transcript has 12 exons. Gene Ontology annotation, cellular component: cytoplasm.